Molecule: messenger RNA, 2664 nt
Organism: Acomys russatus (golden spiny mouse)
Lineage: Eukaryota; Metazoa; Chordata; Mammalia; Rodentia; Muridae
Gene: Lrrc1
Product: leucine rich repeat containing 1
Exons: 14
Coding region: 242-1816 (524 amino acids)
Biological process (GO): neurotransmitter receptor transport, endosome to postsynaptic membrane; neurotransmitter receptor transport postsynaptic membrane to endosome
Cellular component (GO): adherens junction; postsynaptic membrane; postsynaptic density
Molecular function (GO): protein binding
Source: RefSeq, a predicted model, not a curated record
GAGGUGGGAGGGGACGCUCCGGCGGCGGUGGCGGCGAAGGCGCGGGACGCGGUCAGGGUUCCCGCGGCUUCCUCUCAGGGCGUUCUGGACCGUGCAGCCCUUGCGAGGCAAGAGCGAGCCUGGGGCCAGCAACGAGCGCAGAGCGGGCUGCGGGCGGGGAGCAGCGGGGCGGCCGGGCGGAGCGGGCUCCCAGCCCCGGGCUCCACGGCUCGGGACACGGCUCCGGCAGCGGGGGGCGGCGAUGUUCCACUGCAUUCCCCUGUGGCGGUGCAACCGUCAUGUGGAGGCCAUCGACAAGCGCCACUGCUCGCUGGUCUACGUCCCCGAGGAGAUCUACCGCUAUGCCCGCAGCCUGGAGGAGCUGCUCCUGGACGCCAACCAGCUACGGGAGCUCCCCGAGCAAUUUUUUCAGCUAGUCAAACUGCGGAAGCUUGGGCUCAGCGACAAUGAAAUCCAGCGCCUCCCUCCCGAGAUUGCAAACUUCAUGCAGCUGGUGGAACUGGACGUGUCAAGGAACGAUAUUCCUGAGAUCCCAGAGAGCAUCUCUUUCUGCAAAGCGCUGCAGGUAGCUGACUUCAGCGGGAACCCGCUCACCAGGCUGCCCGAGAGCUUCCCCGAACUACAGAACCUGACAUGCCUUUCUGUCAAUGACAUCUCACUGCAGUCUCUGCCAGAGAACAUCGGGAAUCUUUACAACCUGGCUUCGCUGGAACUGAGAGAGAAUCUUCUUACGUGUCUUCCUGACUCUCUUACCCAACUAAGAAGACUAGAAGAACUUGAUUUAGGAAACAAUGAAAUCUUUAAUCUGCCAGAAUCAAUUGGGGCGCUCGUACAUCUGAAGGACCUCUGGUUAGAUGGAAACCAGCUGUCUGAGUUACCUCAGGAAAUAGGGAAUCUGAAGAGCCUCCUCUGCUUAGACGUCUCUGAAAACCAGUUGGAAAGGCUUCCAGAAGAAAUCAGUGGCCUGACUUCUUUGACAGACUUAGUCAUUUCCCAGAACUUACUGGAAACAAUUCCUGAUGGCAUUGGGAGGCUGAAGAAGCUGUCAAUCUUGAAGCUGGAUCAGAACAGGCUCACACAGUUGCCGGAAGCCAUUGGGGAGUGUGAAAAUCUCACGGAGUUAGUUCUUACAGAAAACCGUCUCCUGACUUUACCUAAGAGCAUUGGAAAACUUAAGAAGUUGAGCAACUUGAAUGCAGACAGAAAUAAAUUAGUGUCUUUACCAAAAGAGAUCGGCGGGUGCUGCAGCCUCACCGUGUUCUGCAUACGGGACAACAGACUAACUCGCAUACCUUCAGAGAUGUCACAGGCCAUGGAACUUCAUGUCCUAGACGUGGCGGGGAACAGGUUGCGUCAUCUGCCCCUGUCGCUGACCACCCUGAAAUUAAAAGCCCUGUGGUUAUCUGACAACCAGUCCCAGCCUCUCCUCACCUUCCAGACGGACACAGAUCGCACCACAGGGGAGAAGAUUUUAACCUGUGUCUUACUUCCUCAGCUGCCUUCUGAACCCAUCUGCCAAGAGAGUCUGCCUCGCUGCGGUGCCCUGGAGAGCCUGGUAAAUGACGUCUCUGACGAAGCCUGGAAUGACCGCGCAGUACACAGAGUCAGUGCAAUCCGGUUUUUGGAAGAUGAGAAGGAUGAAGAUGAGGGCGAAACGAGAACACUUCAGAGGCGAGCCACUCCGCACCCAGGGGAAUUAAGGAACAUGAAAAAGACAGUGGAGAAUUUGCGGAAUGACAUGAAUGCUGCAAAAGGACUGGAUUCAAACAAAAACGAGGUCAGCCAUGCCCCUGACCGAGUGACCACAUCGGUGUAGCAGUCACCUCUUGAGUUUUACCUGCCUGCCGUGUCCUCCCUGCUGUGGAGCUGUUCCUGGGUGCACGUCUGCAGAGCCUCCUGCCGUCCUUGUGUUCACCGCCCCCUGUGCCAGGAAGCUGCUCUCGCACCAAGUGCCUUAUGCAUCCCUCAGCCAGCCAUCGUACCAGUAGCCUCCCAUCCUGAUGUGUCUCAAUUGCAGUUGUGCGUAAUAAGCAGAAUACACUACUGUCGGCAUCUGACCUUUGUUUUUGUCUUAUGUUGGGGUUAGAGAGAGCAGGAAGGGGGAUUGUGGCACUCUCUCCUCCGUUGAGUGCUGGACAUUUUGGACCCAAGUUCUUACGGACCUACUGAUGAGAGAAAGCUUUAUGUAUGGAAAACAAAAAAAGAUACUUUUUUAACCUUUCUUGGCAGCUCAGAUGGUGUAAAUUUUAAAUUUUGUAUAGGUAUUUCAUAAAAAAAAAUUAUGUAUUUCUUUGUUACUUUAUCUUGAAUACGGUACAUAUUUUCGUAUUUGUGCAGAAAAGCAAAUUAGGCCUAAAGUAUUCGUUCUUGCCUGUACCAUCCACUCCGUGCCUUACUGUGUUCUGUCCUGUCAAUACCACUUGUAAACAGUGGCAUCCUUGAACGGCAAGAUGGGAACACGAGGUUGGUCAUUUUAAAGUGGUGUUGCAUUUUAAUCAGUAAUCUACUGAUUUGUUUGUAACCAAAAAAGAGGAAUUUUUAUCAGUGAUUUGUAAGUUUCAUCGGGUGACUUCCUCGAAAAGAUGAGCCAAAGGGUUAGACUGCUGACACAGCCCCUGUCCCCUGACUGACGUGUCCCCUGACUGACAGCGGCAGGCUGUGCCC